Sinocyclocheilus anshuiensis is the source of this 1389-nucleotide messenger RNA. RefSeq names its product transmembrane protein 205 (gene tmem205). NCBI's taxonomy places the organism in Eukaryota, Metazoa, Chordata, Actinopteri, Cypriniformes, Cyprinidae. The record is from RefSeq and is a predicted model, not a curated record. The transcript is spliced from 4 exons. Bases 523 to 1089 code for a protein of 188 amino acids.
GUCAAAUAAAUGCAAUCUUAAUGAGCACAAAAGACUUUUAAAAUGAUAUCUUAAUUAUUCCAAACUUCUGACCUAUAGUGUAAUUUAAGUGGAUUUGGUCACACCAGCAGCUCCUAUGGUGUGCACACUUUAAUAGGUUCCAUGAUGCUUUUUUAAUUGGAUGGAGGAAGAGGAAUCCACCAAAGAUGCCCCACUAGUUAAUUUCCUGAAGAAACUCGGAUGAACUUAACCUAACUACUGCAUCUAGGAGAUUGUCUGGGUUUUGGCGUUCAACUAUAAGCUUCAAAACAACGUUUAAAUAAUGUCGAUUUUGCAUAAUUGUUUGAAAAGGUGUUAACCCUGCUCCAGCACACCUGCUUGUAGUUCUCAAGCAAUUCCGAAGGUGUUGAUUAGCUGGUUCAGAUGUGUUAAAUAGAGCUGCAGGAACUGAGUUAGAAAGCCCCGCCCUUAAACGCUGACUCACUGACAGGAACGCUAUUGGAGAAUGUUGAUCCAGGAGCUGGGGUAAACGCAAAGUUAAUUAUGGCUACUGAGGGAGACCCAACUGGCUUUGUGAAAGUGCUUCACCUUCUGGUGAUUUCUUUCAUCUGGGGAAUGCAGGUGUGGGUGUCUUUCAUAGCAGGUUUUGUGCUGAUUUCCCAGGUAUCCAUGCACAUGUUCGGUCUUGUGCAAAGCAAGUUAUUCCCAUUUUAUUUCUAUUGUCUGCUGGGUGGAAAUGCAGUCAGUCUGGCCAUAUUUGCUGUGUACCACCCUAGAGAACUGCUGGACUGGCAUGAGGGCAUACAGAUGACUCUUUUCUUUGUGGCUGUGAUCAUGGCCGGCUUGAACGCGCAGUGGUUUGGUCCAUCUGCCACAGAGAGCAUGCUGGUCAUGCAGGAGAUCGAGAAGGAACACGGUCUGGGAAAUCAGGUGGGUAUGAGCUCCAAUAAGGAAGGAUACGCCAAACUCCGUGAGCAGGACCCGAAAUACAAGGAGCACAGGACCACCUUCUACCGCUACCACGGUCUGUCCAACCUCUGCAACCUCAUAGGCUUUUUCUCCACUACCAUCAAUCUCAUUUACCUGGCCCUCCAUUUGGGAACUAUAUGAGUGUGUUGUGUGUCUUUGAGAAAGAGUGCAGUCUGACAGAUAUUUUUAGAGAAUUAUCCUGUAUAUGUUCUCUCUUUUUGUCAGACUGAUUUGUAUAACAAUAAUGCUUCUAGUUUUUAUACAACAAGAGUGUUUAGUGUUCGUUAAGGUUAAAAGAACCAAAUUCAGACCCCUUGACUUGAGCCAAAAGUGAACCGAGUGAAAAGAGCCCAGUUGAUUUUGUAUUUACAGUCCCUAAAAGUGGACUCUCACUUAGAAAUGUUAGGAAUCAUGUGGACAUUUUUUGACUUAUAAAAAAAA